Messenger RNA from Branchiostoma floridae (Florida lancelet), 2855 nucleotides. Its product is annotated as cytochrome P450 3A8-like. Bases 137 to 1699 code for a protein of 520 amino acids. NCBI's taxonomy places the organism in Eukaryota, Metazoa, Chordata, Leptocardii, Amphioxiformes, Branchiostomatidae. The record is from RefSeq and is a predicted model, not a curated record. Gene Ontology annotation, molecular function: steroid hydroxylase activity; oxidoreductase activity, acting on paired donors, with incorporation or reduction of molecular oxygen; heme binding. The transcript has 14 exons.
GCUAACAUCAGUAAUUCAGGGUCACAGGUCAACGCCCGUAAGGUCACUGUUAGGCGACAGGACACAAACAACUUUUUACUGGACCACCAGUCUGGCACAUUUUGUGGGAGUUUCUCCACAACGAAUCGUACUUAACAUGGCUGUUGAUCUUCUACCAAUUCCUCUGGCGUGGGUCCUUCUGGGGCUACUGGUGCUGCUAUUGUACAUAUAUGGAGUGCGCCCGUUGUCAACUUUCAAGAAGAUGGGGGUGCCAGGACCCCGACCAUGGCCACUGAUCGGAAAUGUGCUGGAUGUUCGACAUGGUGUCUACAACCCAGACUUCACACUAGAGAGGAGCCAAAAGUAUGGCAAGGUGUAUGGGCUUUACCGAGGGGCAGCUACACCCCUGCUGGUCAUCUCCGAUAGAGAGAUGCUUCGAGAAGUCUUCGUCAAGCAGUUUCACAAUUUCUCCACAAGAACUGGAGAAACACAAUUCUUAAUGACCAAACCACUAGAUUGCAUGCUGUCGACGGUCACUGGUGAAAAAUGGAAGAACUUGAGGAGCACUCUCAGCCCAGCUUUCAGUGCAGGAAAGCUUAAGAAGAUGUCGGAACAACUGAAUCGUUGUGCUGAUCAGCUUGUGAGCAAUUUGGGUGAACAAACCAGUCAAGGCCAGUCAUUUGAAGCUAAAAAACUUACUGGUGACUUCACUAUGGAUGCCAUUGCCAGUGUAGGAUUUGGAACAGAUAUUGACUCCCAACGCAACCCGAACGAUCCAUUUGUUGUUCAUGCCAAGAAAGCCUUUGAGGGACCUUUCAAGAAUCCACUGUUCUGGUUAUUCCUGUUUUUUCCAUGGAUCAUGAAACCACUACUGGAAGGGUUAGGCUACAACUUCUUCCCACGAAGCACAACUGACUUCUUCUACAAGGUCCUGGACCAGCUGAUGGAACUACGGCAAACAACGGUGUCUGAGCGGUUGGAUUUCAUGCAGCUGAUGCUGAAUGCCCAUAAAGAGCCAGAAGAGGAGGAAGAGGACAACAGUAGAGAUGUGAAAGUCCAGGGACAAAAGCAAGCCUUGACUAAAGAUGACGUGGUCUCCAACGGAAUUGUUUUCUUCCUUGCUGGGUAUGACACCACCGCCACCACCAUGGCAUUCGCCUUGUACAACCUGGCCAUCAACCAAGAAGCACAGGACAAAGUCAUCCAGGAACUUGAUGAGGUUAUGAGGGAAAAGGACCAGGUAGACCAUGAAGCUCUUCAGCAGAUGACGUACCUGGAGAUGUGCAUCAUGGAGACACUCCGGCUACAUCCUCCUGCAGCGCUCAUCAUGACCCGGAUAUGCACAAAAGAUACAACCAUCCAGUGGCUGAAGAUUCCAAAGGGAAUGACUGUGUUGAUCCCAGUUCUUGCCAUUCAUUACGACCCUGAGAGGUGGCCGGAACCAAAAAAGUUCAUUCCUGAAAGGUUCACCGCAGAGGAGAGAGAGAAACGUGACCAGUACGACUGGCUGCCGUUUGGCGCGGGACCACGGAACUGUAUCGGGAUGCGCCUGGCCAUGAUGGAGGCUAAGAUCGGACUGGCCAAGGUUUUCAUGAAGUACCGCAUCAAGACUGGGCCUGAUACUGAUAUGGCACUGAAGCUGAAGAAGUUGGAGCCCUUUCCACAGCCGGUGAAUGGUAUCAAGCUGAGGGCAGAGUUGAGAGCUGGAGGGAACAACUAGACAGGGCUGAAAUGCACUUAUCACAGUGCUGCCGGCCCUGCCAUUUGCCGUAGUUGUAUAUCAGUAUGAUUGGUUGAUAAUAGAUUUUAUUUCAUUCCAUUUACCUUCACCAAGAAGGUUAUAUUGUGGGUAGCUUUUGUGUGUUUGUAGAAGACCAGCAAAAUGUGAGAAUGCCUGGAUGGAUUGUAUUGAUAUUCGAUAUUUGGUUAGGUCUUGAUGAGACCUGGAAACAGUUAGAUUUUUGGCCCCAUAGCAGCUUGUUAUGGUACUGUAGCAGAACUCUGGGUUUGAUAUUCCGUUUGUUUUUUUCUUUAACAUUGAUGAAUCAUCAGCUACAAUACAAAGACCCUGAUGGUAUAUGCAUCAUCAUUUACAAACUUUUAUGGUCACAUUUUAUAGUUACAGAUACAGAUUUUACAGAAUUAUGAAGGGUGCACAACAUGUAUUUUAUCCUAAUCAUGUCAUUUAGAUUUGUUAAGAUAUUUGCAUGGGUGCCUAGCCUCUACCAGGCUCCGUGGAAAGUAGCAAUUGGCCAAGUAAAGUGAAUAGUAUGCCAGGGGAGUCAUCUGGCCAUAUAUUAAGGGUCCAAUAUGCGAGCCGCACUGACUCCGCUUUUACGGAUUCCAAAGUAACAGAGUCAGAGAGUGGAGUAAAGAUAAAAUGACCCAGCACCCAGGCUAUAAAGAUAGUGAUUUAUGUAUGUCAAUGCUCAUUAGCAAGUGGGCUAAUAUGUUAAAAAAUAAUAGAAGGGUGACUUAUAUAUAUAUUUUGUACAAACAUAUUUUUGGUUGAAUGUAAUCAGGAACUGGUGUAGUUUGGAGUCAUUGCUGUUACAAGGAAUUAAGACUUAGUCAAUUAAUGAUGCAUAUGAUCACCAUGUUUGUACUAAAAUGAUUGUCCAAUGUACGUUUAACGACGCUAUUGUCAACUAUACCAGUUUGGUGGUAAGUUUGCUAUACAUUAUGCUAUGCACUACAUAGAUCACUAAGUUAAAUGUUAAAGUGUUAACUAAAAAUAUGCAUAUGUCUUACUGCAACACCUUUUCACCUAUGUUGUGCAGCAACUUCUUCUUUGUGUUUAGGUGGCCACCACCAUCUUGUUUGUUGGUAUUAUGAAUCAAUCACAUAUUCCAUCAUGAAAUAUAGGAAUUUGGUCA